AUGGCCACAGCGAACCAGAUCCGGCAGUACUGGAUGGGCCGCAACAGCAACUAUUGGAAUGCGGGCGAGUGCAGCAGCUUCUCUGCGCUCCACCAUGCUUCGCGCCACGGUCUCGAGCGGGCGGUUAUUCGGCUUCUCGACAGCGGCGCCUACGGCGUCAACGAGCUGACGAGCAUGGGCUCUACACCUGUGAUCCACGCUGCCGCGGGUGGGCACGUGCUCACGGCCCGAAGCCUACUAGCCCGCGGCGCUAAUCCGUAUCUGCGCAAUUGGUACGGCGAUGACAAAGCGGCCAUAGUUUGCGAGUUGGUUCGCUGGGGUAUGGACCCCAACGGCGACAGCUAUCUCGCCUGCGCGCUGGACGGCGACUCAGCCGGCGCCUUCGCGGCCCUCGUUGAGCUCGGCGCUGACAUUGCGGCCCAAAGCGCGUUUAAGACCCACGACCAUCUCUUUAUUACAGCGGCACUUUGGGGCUGCGAUGAGAUUCUCGCACUGAUGCUGAAGCAGGGCUGGGUCGACAUUGAGUUAAGAAACGCCGAGGGGCGCACAGCAUUGCACUGCGCUGCUGCAGCUGCCAAUCUGACGUCAGUGAGAAUACUUCUUGGGGCCGGGGCGGAUAUCGGUGCAAUGGAUGAUGGGGGACGUACAGCUCUGGAAUUUGCAGAGGGCAAUAAGAGUAUAACGCGCCUGUUGCUAGACUCAGGGGCCACGCCUAUCCCACAGGGGUUGGAUGAUUGGACGUUGAGUCAUAUUAAGGUUAAUAAUCUGAUUAGUUGGAGGUUUUAG
Molecule: messenger RNA, 786 nt
Organism: Aspergillus thermomutatus
Lineage: Eukaryota; Fungi; Ascomycota; Eurotiomycetes; Eurotiales; Aspergillaceae
Product: ankyrin repeat domain-containing protein
Exons: 1
Coding region: 1-786 (261 amino acids)
Cellular component (GO): cytoplasm; nucleus
Molecular function (GO): protein binding
Source: RefSeq, a predicted model, not a curated record